AUGCAUUUCACCGCCUACAUCGUGGCUGCAAUUGCAACCGCCAGCACAGCUCUGGCCCAUAUGGAAAUGGUUCAUCCCUACCCUCUGAGGAGCCAGUUUGAUCCCAAGAACGACUGGUCCAACAUUGACUACGACAACACCUCCCCACUGGAGCCAAAUGGUAAGAGCCAUCAAUCACCCCGUUUGAUCCCUUAUCCCCUCCGAGGUAGCCGAGCUGGGCCUAACAAUGGCUUCCAAUACACAGGAUCCAACUUCCCCUGCAGAGGACACCAUAAGAAUACCGCCUGGCGCACGGUUGCCAAUUACACCGCCGGCCAAAGCGACUCCAUGAAGCUUGCGCCAGGAAACAACCACCACGGCGGCUCAUGCCAGAUCUCGCUCAGCUAUGAUAACGGCGAGACCUUCCGUGUGAUCGAGUCGUACAUGGGAGGAUGCCCGCUCAAGCUUGAAUGGGACUUUGAGAUCCCCUCUUUCGCACCCAGUGGCCAGGCGCUGUUCGCUUGGAGCUGGUUUAACAUCGAGGGAAACCGCGAGAUGUACAUGAACUGCGCCCAAGUUGAGAUCGAGGGCGGCUCUGGUUCCGCCACGGAGUUUGAUCAGUUGCCCGAGAUCUUCACGGCCAAUAUCGGAAAUGGAUGCAGUACUGUCGAGGGCAAGGAGACUGUCUUUGCCCACCCCGGUGACAGUGUUGGAUAUGCUGGAAAGGUGUCGCCAGGUGAUGCUCCUUUCCCCAAGUGUGGUGGAAAUGCGUAG
This is a messenger RNA of Aspergillus bombycis, 753 nucleotides long. RefSeq names its product endoglucanase. Lineage: Eukaryota; Fungi; Ascomycota; Eurotiomycetes; Eurotiales; Aspergillaceae. The coding region runs from base 1 to 753 and encodes 250 amino acids. The record is from RefSeq and is a predicted model, not a curated record. The transcript has a single exon.